Nematocida minor is the source of this 417-nucleotide messenger RNA. RefSeq names its product small subunit ribosomal protein S24e. Gene Ontology annotation, cellular component: ribosome. The record is from RefSeq and is a predicted model, not a curated record. NCBI's taxonomy places the organism in Eukaryota, Fungi, Microsporidia. The transcript has a single exon. Gene Ontology annotation, biological process: translation. Gene Ontology annotation, molecular function: structural constituent of ribosome. The coding region runs from base 1 to 417 and encodes 138 amino acids.
AUGUCAAACACCAUAAAAAUACUAGAGAAGAAACAAAACCCGCUUCUUGACAGAAUGGAGCUGUCUUUAUCGAUCUACCAUCCUACAAAGGGAACUCCAAACAAGAAAGACGUUUCAAAGAUUCUUAGCGAGCAAAUGAACGUAUCUGUUGACAACAUUAUCAUCAAAGACUGCUACACCAGAUUCGGAACACACAUUUCAACAGCGCAGGCCAAAAUAUACAACAAGAAGCUGAGCUUAGAGAAGAUAGAGCACAAAUUCAUUCUCAACAGAAUCCAGAAGGAAAAAGACGGAAAGGAAAUCACCAAGCUCCCCAGAAAGAUAAGAAAGGAAGAGAAGAACAAGAAGAAGAAGAUAAGAGGAACAUUAGCAGCACUCCAGAAGAAGGCAGAGAAGAGACAGCAAAGAAAUAGUUAA